GUCCUGCCCCUUCACUGUGACUCUGCAAAACGAUGGGGCGGUGGCUGUGACGAUGGCGCUGGCCCGGCCAGGAGGAAGCAGAGGGGCCCGGUUGGGUGCUGUGCUGCUUGGGGUGGAGCGGCAGGCUCGGAUGGGCAAGCAGGAGGAAGGACGAGCCCAGGUCCCGGUGGCAACCAUGGCAGAGGCUGAGGACCGAAGCAUCCACACGCAGCACAUCUCGGCUGUGCACAACGUGCCCAUGCGUGUCCUCAUCCGGCCCAUCCCCGCGGAGCUGGAUCCAGGCAAGGUGCAGAGCCUGGUGGAGACCCUGCAGGACCCCGAGCGGGUGCCCCCCAUCGAUGUGCUCUGGAUCAAGGGCAGCCAGGGUGGGGAUUACUUCUACUCCUUCGGGGGCUGCCACCGCUUCGCUGCCCACCAGGUGCUCAACCGGGACACCAUCCCCGCCAAGAUCAUCCCGUCCACCCUCAGCGACCUCCGCACCUACCUGGGCUCCUCCACACCCGACCUGCGCUAGCCUGGUAUGCCGGAGGAUGCAUGGACCCCUGCAGCCCCCCAUUCCAUUCCAUCCCAUCCCAUCCCAUCCUGGAGAAUGCAUGGACCCCACAGCCCCUCAUCUCAUCCCGUAGGAUGCGGCGGGGCCGGCAGGGGGCGCGAUGGAACCGCGCUCGCCACCCCUAGAGGACCUGGGUGGGAUAAACUGGAAUGGGAUAAACUGGGAUGGGAUGGGAUGGGUUAAACUGGGAUGGGAUAAACUGGGAUGGAGUAGGACAGGACAGGAUGAACUGAGAUGGGACAGACUGGGAUGGACUGGGACAGGAUAAACCAGGACAAGACAGACUGGGAUGGGAUGAAUUGGGGUGGGAUAAACCAGAGUGGACUGGGGUAGGAUAAACUGGUAUGGGAAAAGCCAGGAUAGGAUGAAUCAAAAUGUGGUGAAACAGGACAGGGUGAACUGGGUUGGGAUAAACUGGGGUGGGAUGGGACAGGACAAACCACAGUGAACCAGGACAGGAUGAGCCGGGUUGGGAUGGGAUGGGAUGAACUGGGGCACAACCCAGGCGGGAAUGGCUGAACCAAGAUAGGACAGACUGAUCCAGGGCAUGGCUCAACCAGGAAUGGCUAAACUGGGAUGGGCCGAAACGGAGCACACUGGAACUGGGCCAGGGCACAGCCCAGCCAGGGUGCAGCCAAACCAGGAAGGGAUGGAG
Messenger RNA from Cuculus canorus (common cuckoo), 1208 nucleotides. RefSeq names its product sulfiredoxin 1 (gene SRXN1). Gene Ontology annotation, cellular component: cytoplasm. Gene Ontology annotation, biological process: cellular response to oxidative stress. NCBI's taxonomy places the organism in Eukaryota, Metazoa, Chordata, Aves, Cuculiformes, Cuculidae. The transcript is spliced from 2 exons. The record is from RefSeq and is a predicted model, not a curated record. Bases 53 to 514 code for a protein of 153 amino acids. Gene Ontology annotation, molecular function: sulfiredoxin activity.